CCAUUGAAGGUACGUUUGUAAGACAAGCAACUCCACACUCUAACGAAAAAUUUCAGUCUCUUUAAUUUCUGAAGUAAUACCACGGAAUCUCGGUACACGUUCUCAAUUAAUUUAGGAUACCUUCAUAAAAUAAAACUCUACCUUUAAAAAUAUGUCUUUCCUACAAAGAUUGUUAAAUCGGUACAUUCCAACAGUAAAAGCAGAAGAUGGCGAAGAUGAGUUGAUAGAUCCUCAAAAAAUACUUAGAGAAAGAUGUGCGCUUAAAGACUAUUGCAAGCAGUUGCAUGAAAAACUUAAUACAUGUAACGACCGGGUCAAUUCAAGAACUAAAACAGAAGAAACAUGCCUCGAAGAGUUAAUUGAUUAUGUAGAAUGUGUAGAUCACUGCGUAGCAGAAAAACUCUUUUCAAAGCUUAAGUGAAGUUAUAUUGCAACUACAUCGUGUGACUGGUUAAAAAAUGUUAUUGAUUACGCUGAUGCAUUGUAGAUUUAAAAAUAUUGCUAGAAAUAAAUAAUGAUUAUUUAUCAAUGAGUAUUAACACUUAA
Megalopta genalis is the source of this 546-nucleotide messenger RNA. RefSeq names its product Ubiquinol-cytochrome c reductase 11 kDa subunit (gene UQCR-11). The record is from RefSeq and is a predicted model, not a curated record. NCBI's taxonomy places the organism in Eukaryota, Metazoa, Arthropoda, Insecta, Hymenoptera, Halictidae. Gene Ontology annotation, cellular component: respiratory chain complex III. Gene Ontology annotation, biological process: mitochondrial electron transport, ubiquinol to cytochrome c.